AUGCCGGGAACGGACGGCCACGUUAAAGCGGCAGUUAAAGCGGCACGCGCAGACCAUAUCCGAGAUAUUGGCAUGUUGAAAAGUGCGCUCAAGCAAGGCAUUACGAGCAGGCCUCUCCCUCCGAGUAUGGAGGAAGUACGACAAAAGUAUGGUUUGGACGGCCCCGAAUUCAACGGGUACUGGUAUCGAGCAGCAGAUGCAGAGCUACGGCACCGCACAAGAACAGAAUCUGCCGCAGUCCUUGAAAGAGCUGAACGCGCGUUGCAGGCGCGGCUAAAAGAGUUUGGGAAGGGUGUCACGUUGACCCACGAGGGUCUGAUGGCAGAAGCUAGACAACUUGCGACGCAGGCUGCCCGCGAGAAACAGGCCGCCCCCUUUAAGCGACACCAAAUGAUCACCAUGGAAAUCAAGAAAGUUCUACAGGAGGUCACGGUACCACAGGAGCAUGUGAGGGUGCUCAAGGGCCUUCGCUCGAGGAUUUCAGAAUUGGAACAUAUCAUGGAGCGGAUCGCGGGCAAGGGACUAACAGCUGACGAGGCUUCUGAGACAUACGGAUAUGGUCUUCCUGGAAUUGAUCCGCGGAACAAAGCUCAAUUCAUGACAGGAAAAGAAAAGCCGACUCUUGAGGAGAUUGAAAACUUCCAGAAGAUGAUGCAAUCAUCUACAUCUGAGCCUGUCCCCACAAAGAUCCAGCAGAUCCAACACCUGCUCGAUAUGUACAGGCAACAGGCCGCUGAUGUCGAGGACGAGACACAGAGGCUCAAGGAUAUUAGAAUUCGAAGGGAACAAGUACUUAGCAGGAGGCGCGAGUUGUUGGAACAAAUGAAGGCGCAGAAAGAGAAGGUGAAGGAAACCGAGCGUGCUGCCAAGGCUAAGAAGAAAGGUCCGGCAAGAGGCGACGUGGAUGCUAUAUUGGCGGAAGCAUUGAGAAGGCAAAAGAAAGACACUCCGGAGACAUUGCCUGAUCGGGGUGUAUCGGAACUGGAGGGUGUUGAGCCCAUUUUUCAGUCAGUGACCCAAGCCGACGAAGACACUCUGAGUCCAAUCAGGAAACCCGGUCUAGAAUCUCUCAGGGUGUUGAAACCGCGAGAAACGCGCGAUACUGCUGCGAAGGAUGAGAACGUUCUCGCCGACCCAAUCAUGGAUAAAUCGGAUACCUACACAGCUCCCACGGCGAGUACCGUCAGCCAGCCACCGAAAGUCAAUGAGAACAUCUUCCCAUCCACAGCAUCCGACAUCUUCGCCGUCACGGAAUCCCCUCCACCCAAACCAUACAUCUCGCCCUUCCUCGGCCUCAGCACAAGACCCCUACACAAACCAAGCAACGACCUCCGCCUCGACGUCACCCCCGCGGGCUUCGUCCCCAUUGACGAAAACCUCGUCGUCACCUUCGAAGCCGGCGUCCCCCACCUCCAAGCCCAAGUCCUCGAAAUGCGUAACCGCCUGAAACACGCCUACCCGCGCAUCGACAGCCUCCCUUACGACGUCUGGAAGAGCGAGAACCGACGCACUCUCCAAACCUGGCUGAGGAUCCUUGUCCGCAAAUGGCAGACGCGCUUCGACGACGUGGAAAAGUCUGGGCGAGUCGCCAAGAAGGCGAUGAGGGAUGUGAGGGUGGAAAAUGUGCUGGAUGAAAUGGUGCGGGAUCAUGAUCUUGAUAAUGAGGCGGCGGAGCGCAUGGCCAUGCGGUGGUAUGAGAUUUUUGGUCAUAGGGGGAGUAUGACGGGGGAUGCGGAGGGGAGGAUUGAUCGCGAGGAAUUGCAUGCUGGGGGGUUGGACUUUUUGCUCCAUGAGAGUGAGGGUGUGGCGGAGAAGGCGGUGGUGGUGGGUCCGUUGGAGACGAAGAUGCCGGUGGUGUCGAGCACAGUAGGUCCAUUGGAAACGAAGAUGCCAGAGGUAUCGAGCAGUGGGGGUUCUGUGGUCAACGCUUCGUCGGGUACUCUGUCUAUGCUCCGCGUAGGAGGGGGUCGAAGGAUGUAUUCCACAACCUCACAACCACCACCUUCAUCGACUCCAAACCCAAACGAAAAAACCACCACACCACCCUCACUCCCCCACCUCACACCCACCGGCACCGCGCACAUGAUAUCUGUCACCCCCAAACCACCCACCUCCCGCACCGCCAUCGCCACCGGAAAAGUGUCCUUCACAAACGCCACGCCCCUCACGCUCAUCCACUCCAACGCCGCGAAAAAAGGUGAUGUACUAGGUGUAUCCCGCAUCGCGGGCAUCAUGGCGGCGAAGAAAUGUUCGGAUUUGGUGCCGUUGUGUCAUCCCAUUGCGCUUACGCAUGUUGGUGUUGAGGUUGUGACUUUUGGGGCUGGUGGCGAGGGAGGUGGAAGUAAGGAUGGGGGAUUUGGUGGUGUGAAUAUCGAGGCAAAAGUACAGUGUGUAGGUCCCACGGGUGUGGAGAUGGAGGCAUUAACGGCGGUUAUGGGCGCGGCGCUUAGUGUGGUUGAUAUGUGUAAGGCGGUUGAUAAGGGUCAGAGGAUUGAGGAUGUUAGGGUUGUUGCGAAGGAAGGGGGGAGGAGUGGGGGGUGGAGGGAGGAGGGGUGGAGGAGUUUGGGGGAGUAA
Pyrenophora tritici-repentis Pt-1C-BFP is the source of this 2574-nucleotide messenger RNA. The record is from RefSeq and is a predicted model, not a curated record. Lineage: Eukaryota; Fungi; Ascomycota; Dothideomycetes; Pleosporales; Pleosporaceae.